Messenger RNA from Mizuhopecten yessoensis (Yesso scallop), 2565 nucleotides. Its product is annotated as cell wall protein RBR3-like. The transcript has a single exon. NCBI's taxonomy places the organism in Eukaryota, Metazoa, Mollusca, Bivalvia, Pectinida, Pectinidae. The coding region runs from base 1 to 2565 and encodes 854 amino acids. The record is from RefSeq and is a predicted model, not a curated record.
AUGGUAAAUGAGGAGCCCUCAGACACUGCAACCCACACACUACAGGAGCCCUCAGACACUUCAACCCAGACAUUACAGAAGCUCUCAGACAGUGCAACCCAGACAUUACAGAAGAUCUCAGACACUGCAACCCAGACAUUACAGGAGCCCUCAGACAGUGCAACCCACACACUACUGGAGCCCUCAGACACUUCAACCCAGACAUUACAGGAGCUCUCAGACAGUGCAACCCACACACUACUGGAGCCCUCAGACACUGCAACCCAGACAUUACAGGAGCUCUCAGACAGUGCAACCCACACACUACUGGAGCCCUCAGACACUUCAACCCAGACAUUACAGGAGCUCUCAGACAGUGCAACCCACACACUACUGGAGCCCUCAGACACUUCAACCCAGACAUUACAGGAGCUCUCAGACAGUGCAACCCACACACUACUGGAGCCCUCAGACACUUCAACCCAGACAUUACAGGAGCUCUCAGACAGUGCAACCCACACACUACUGGAGCCCUCAGACACUUCAACCCAGACAUUACAGGAGCUCUCAGACAGUGCAACCCACACACUACUGGAGCCCUCAGACACUUCAACCCAGACAUUACAGGAGCUCUCAGACAGUGCAACCCACACACUACUGGAGCCCUCAGACACUUCAACCCAGACAUUACAGGAGCUCUCAGACAGUGCAACCCACACACUACUGGAGCCCUCAGACACUUCAACCCAGACAUUACAGGAGCUCUCAGACAGUGCAACCCACACACUACUGGAGCCCUCAGACACUUCAACCCAGACAUUACAGGAGCUCUCAGACAGUGCAACCCACACACUACUGGAGCCCUCAGACACUUCAACCCAGACAUUACAGGAGCUCUCAGACAGUGCAACCCACACACUACUGGAGCCCUCAGACACUUCAACCCAGACAUUACAGGAGCUCUCAGACAGUGCAACCCACACACUACUGGAGCCCUCAGACACUUCAACCCAGACAUUACAGGAGCUCUCAGACAGUGCAACCCACACACUACUGGAGCCCUCAGACACUUCAACCCAGACAUUACAGGAGCUCUCAGACAGUGCAACCCACACACUACUGGAGCCCUCAGACACUUCAACCCAGACAUUACAGGAGCUCUCAGACAGUGCAACCCACACACUACUGGAGCCCUCAGACACUUCAACCCAGACAUUACAGGAGCUCUCAGACAGUGCAACCCACACACUACUGGAGCCCUCAGACACUUCAACCCAGACAUUACAGGAGCUCUCAGACAGUGCAACCCACACACUACUGGAGCCCUCAGACACUUCAACCCAGACAUUACAGGAGCUCUCAGACAGUGCAACCCACACACUACUGGAGCCCUCAGACACUUCAACCCAGACAUUACAGGAGCUCUCAGACAGUGCAACCCACACACUACUGGAGCCCUCAGACACUUCAACCCAGACAUUACAGGAGCUCUCAGACAGUGCAACCCACACACUACUGGAGCCCUCAGACACUUCAACCCAGACAUUACAGGAGCUCUCAGACAGUGCAACCCACACACUACUGGAGCCCUCAGACACUUCAACCCAGACAUUACAGGAGCUCUCAGACAGUGCAACCCACACACUACUGGAGCCCUCAGACACUUCAACCCAGACAUUACAGGAGCUCUCAGACAGUGCAACCCACACACUACUGGAGCCCUCAGACACUUCAACCCAGACAUUACAGGAGCUCUCAGACAGUGCAACCCACACACUACUGGAGCCCUCAGACACUUCAACCCAGACAUUACAGGAGCUCUCAGACAGUGCAACCCACACACUACUGGAGCCCUCAGACACUUCAACCCAGACAUUACAGGAGCUCUCAGACAGUGCAACCCACACACUACUGGAGCCCUCAGACACUUCAACCCAGACAUUACAGGAGCUCUCAGACAGUGCAACCCACACACUACUGGAGCCCUCAGACACUUCAACCCAGACAUUACAGGAGCUCUCAGACAGUGCAACCCACACACUACUGGAGCCCUCAGACACUUCAACCCAGACAUUACAGGAGCUCUCAGACAGUGCAACCCACACACUACUGGAGCCCUCAGACACUUCAACCCAGACAUUACAGGAGCUCUCAGACAGUGCAACCCACACACUACUGGAGCCCUCAGACACUUCAACCCAGACAUUACAGGAGCUCUCAGACAGUGCAACCCACACACUACUGGAGCCCUCAGACACUUCAACCCAGACAUUACAGGAGCUCUCAGACAGUGCAACCCACACACUACUGGAGCCCUCAGACACUUCAACCCAGACAUUACAGGAGCUCUCAGACAGUGCAACCCACACACUACUGGAGCCCUCAGACACUUCAACCCAGACAUUACAGGAGCUCUCAGACAGUGCAAUCCACACACUACUGGAGUCCUCAGACACUUCAAACCAGACAAUACAGGAGCUCUCAGACAGUGCAACCCACACAAUACAGGAGCUCUCAGACACUUCAACCCAGACAAUACAGGAGCUCUCAGACAGUGCAACCCACACACUAAUGGAGCUCAGCUAA